Molecule: messenger RNA, 1281 nt
Organism: Moneuplotes crassus
Lineage: Eukaryota; Ciliophora; Spirotrichea; Euplotida; Euplotidae
Source: the annotation of a GenBank genome assembly
UUAUAAAACAAUUAAAUAAUAACGGAAGAAAAGAUAAAGAUUAACCUUGUAGGUCAGAAAUUGAUUCUUGCAAACUUAAAGUUAUACAUGGGCUAUUGGCCACUCAUCUAUUUAUGGGCAGCUUCCUCGAUUUACUGGUGAUGGAGAAGAAGCUUACAAGUAGGCUCUCUUCCCUUAAUUUCUCACAGGGAUUUCCCAGAUAUCCUUCUGCAAGUUCAGAUGUUUGUCGUAAGUUACUCUGCUCAUCUUUAGAAACUUACCUUGAGCCUGUUGAGAACUGUGUUCUUCAUCAAAGUCCAGAUCCAGACAACUGCACAGCUGCUUACUUCAAGAGCGGUCUUUUUUUCUUUGAAACUUGUGUUGAUUGAGUGUUCUAUGAAACUCCUAGAGUCUAUGGAUGAGACGACGGGAACACAACACCAGGAGAUGGAUGAAACGAGUACUGCUAAGAAGAAGGCACUCCUCUCUGCUAUUCGAUUUAUCUCAGCACAACCAUCUGUGAAAUAAGUUGAGGCAAUUGAAUAAAGCAGUCAGAAGGUAGCGAAGAAUGUGACGAUGGCAACCUUAUCGAUGGAGAUGGAUGAGCCUCUAACUGAACAGUUGAGCUAGACUAUGUCUGUAGUGGAAAAGAUGGUCAACUUAGCCAGAGAAACCCUUCUGUUUCAGGAGACGGUCAAAAAUACUCUAAAAAUGAGAAGAAUGUGAUGAUGGAAACAACUUUGAUGGAGACAAAUGAACCUCUGAUUGUAAAAUUGAACCAAAUUAUGACUGCUCUGCACUUGAAGGUCAGCAAAGUCAAUGAUCCCCUACAUUUGAGGAGAUGGCAAGAAACAGUCAGCUAUUGGUGAAGAAUGUGAUUAUGGGAAUCUAGUGAAUUUGGAUGACUGAAAUCAGAAUUGCACCAUUGAAACAUUCUAUAGUUGUACUGGACUAGAUAACUAGCUUAGCCAAUGAGCUUUAAUUCAAUAUUGAGGAGAUGGCAAGAAGCAAUCAAACAAUUCUGAAGAGUGUGACGAUGGAAACAGUUCAAGCGGGGAUGGAUGAGAUCAGUAUUGUGAAAUUGAGCCCAAAAAUACUUGUACAGAGUUGGAAGGAGAUAUUAGUCUAUGUUCUCCUUAAUGUGGAAAUGGAGUUCGAGACCAAGGAGAAACAUGCGAUGACUAAAAUUCCAUGAGUUUGGACGGAUGUGAUUCUUCCUGCAAUAUUGAAGAAAAUUAUAUAUGAACUAAGGAUGUUACACUUGCUAGAGACAUUUGAAUAUCAAAAUUCUUACCUCCAAUA